Molecule: messenger RNA, 2685 nt
Organism: Drosophila gunungcola (fruit fly)
Lineage: Eukaryota; Metazoa; Arthropoda; Insecta; Diptera; Drosophilidae
Gene: Rap1
Product: ras-related protein Rap1
Exons: 2
Coding region: 617-1171 (184 amino acids)
Biological process (GO): Rap protein signal transduction; cellular response to cAMP; negative regulation of synaptic vesicle exocytosis
Cellular component (GO): plasma membrane
Molecular function (GO): GTP binding; GTPase activity; GDP binding
Source: RefSeq, a predicted model, not a curated record
GGUAUCGAUGUUUUGCCCCCCUCUGGUCACACUGUCUCUGAGAGUUCGCUGUUCGCUGUGGGCGAAAAAGUUGUCUCAUUUCUCCGGAAUUAAGGCGUUAUCAAUAAAAAGUGCAGCGAUUCGCGAGCGGCGUCAGGUGAAGCGGUCCGAGGAAAACGCAUUUAGCGGCAGCGAGUGAAAAACACAGUGUGUCCUCGGUAGCAGUGACGGCGGUCUCAAAAAAAAAAAACGAAACUCAAAAUUACCAGGAGAUUUCCGCUCAAAAAGCAACAAUUGAACGCACGCAACUCGGCGGAAGGAGCGAGCGAGAGAGGGAGAGAGAGGCACAAACACCAGCACACACCGACACUCACACACACACUCGCAUACACGGCACAAAGGUUAUCAACAGCAAAAGCAAAAGCAACAAAAACAACAAAACAAAAAAAAUUACUUUAAAUAUAUAAAACAUAUAACUAAACAGCAACCGACAAGCAAUCGCCGAACAACGCCUAAAAAAUUAGUGAUUAUAUCGAGUAAAAACGUAAACCACCUACCUGGCCUACCUGCAUUUUGGGUCUUUCUUCAAUAGAAUUUAGCACAAAAACUAAAGCGAUAUAUAAAGGAAAUAGCCAAGAUGCGUGAGUACAAAAUCGUGGUCCUCGGAAGCGGCGGCGUGGGAAAAUCGGCGCUGACGGUCCAAUUUGUCCAGUGCAUCUUCGUGGAGAAGUACGAUCCGACCAUCGAGGACAGCUACCGGAAGCAGGUGGAGGUGGACGGGCAGCAGUGCAUGUUGGAGAUCCUGGACACGGCGGGUACGGAGCAGUUCACGGCCAUGCGGGAUCUGUAUAUGAAGAACGGCCAGGGUUUCGUUCUGGUCUACUCCAUCACGGCGCAAUCGACAUUCAACGAUCUGCAGGACCUGCGGGAGCAGAUAUUGCGGGUCAAGGACACGGACGAUGUGCCCAUGGUCCUGGUGGGCAACAAGUGCGACCUCGAGGAGGAGCGCGUCGUCGGCAAGGAGCUGGGCAAGAGCCUGGCCACCCAGUUCAACUGCGCCUUCAUGGAGACCUCAGCCAAAGCCAAAGUGAAUGUGAACGAUAUUUUCUACGACCUGGUCCGGCAGAUCAACAAGAAGUCGCCCGAGAAGAAACAAAAGAAGCCGAAAAAGUCCCUAUGUGUUCUGCUAUAAGACUUCUAAAAACAAACCGAAAAACAAAACUAAAAAACAGAAAGGAGAAAACGGAUAUAGAGGGGGAGCUGAGGAGCAAAAAGUAUAAGCGUAAAGUAAAAGAUUUUCAAUUUUUUUUCCGUUCUUGUUUCGUUUUUGGAUCCGCAAUUGUCGCGAAAAUUGAAAUAACCAAUCUACUAUAUACAACCACAAAACAAAAAACAAAACUUAAACUGACAAAUGUUUUUAACUGUUUCAAGUUUUUGUAAUUAUAUUACCAUUUACUACUAUUAUGAUUGUACUAUUUUUCGCUGAUUAACCAUUAAUGCAUAUGGGGAAUUAUUAUAUAUAUAUCUACAUAUUUAAAAUAUAUUUGUCGUUCGUUUUUGAGCCGUUUUUUAAAUUAUGCAACAAGUGAAACAUUCGUAAACUAAAACAUUCGUAUUUAUUGAUUCUUUUCGAUUGUACUCUACACACUCUACUACCAACUACUUAUACACGAGAAAACCCAACCAACAACAAAACAAGUAUAUCUUUAAAUAGAACCGAGAUAAAAAACAAAAACAUUUAAAACACAAAAUCAAAUUAAGCUAAAACUAAAUUGUACGCCUAAACAAUAACAAAUUCCACGAAAGAAAUGAGCAAAUAAAUCGAGAAAAGAAAUGAAUCAUGAAUAAGGAACAUAUUUUAUAAAAAUAUUGUAUGCAAAUGAUGUCAAAAUGUUGCAAACAAACCAGAAGUAAUGAGCCCAUUUAGUAAUUAGUUUAAAACAAAUUUACAAGUAAUUGUUUAACACGAUCAAUUGCAUCUAAAAUUGAAAAUACACCCACUCACACAAACAUACCAGCCACAUCCCACACACACACACACAUACACAUUCACACCCACUCUCUCAGAGAGCGAAAAAAAGGAAAGCGGAAACGGAAAUGAGAGGGAUUGCCAUGGCUCAUUUACGCUUCCUGGUAAAAACAAACAACAACAUUAACAAAAAGUACAGAGACAGCCACAAAUUCUAGUAUAUUUAAUACUUAAGAAAUUGUUUAACAUAAAACUGUCGUGUCAAUCCCAAAAGGAAAAGAAACCUAAAAACGAAGUAAUUUACAAAUAUUUCAUAAUAAACAUUGCAUAAAAUUCGCGUACGAGUAGUAACCAAUAUGCCCUUAAAUCAAAGUCUAAACACAGCCAACCAACACUAAAACUAAAUAAAAACCUAAGCCCAAACGUAUAUAUUAAAUAUAUGAUAAAGAUACAAAUCAUUUUUGAACAUAAUAAACAAACAAACCGUUACAAUAACAAAAUAUGUAAUAAUGAGCGUGUGAAAAAUGUAAUUGAAAAACCAUUUUUUCGAACUUGUUACCCCACUGGCCGUGUUUUUCGGACUUUUUCUAUGUUUCUGAUCUCAGAACCUGAUGGUCCUGAAUUUGCGGUGCAGUAGGUCAACAGGAUCGAUCAUCUUUUAAUUAUUAAUAAAUGUAUUAUGUUUAUAAAAAAUUAAAAAGGAAAUGCAAAAACAAAAUAAAAAUUAAAUAAAUUCA